This is a messenger RNA of Neohortaea acidophila, 1562 nucleotides long. Its product is annotated as peptidase S8/S53 domain-containing protein. The record is from RefSeq and is a predicted model, not a curated record. Gene Ontology annotation, molecular function: serine-type endopeptidase activity. Lineage: Eukaryota; Fungi; Ascomycota; Dothideomycetes; Mycosphaerellales; Teratosphaeriaceae. The coding region runs from base 218 to 1462 and encodes 414 amino acids. The transcript has a single exon. Gene Ontology annotation, biological process: proteolysis.
GGUAAGGCCUCUUUCCGAACGUGUGAUGUGACAAUAGCAGGCAUUCACCAUUGCACUCGAGGGUGGUCUUCUAUUGUUCUACGCCCACUUCUCUGCGCUUCUCUCUCUUCGUCUACUUUCUGUCUCUUCAGCCGUUCUUGCUCGUUCAAACUAGUCGUGCUCGUCACGAACCAUCCCGUUCAUUGGCUUCUUACCUCCUCUCCCCCUCUUCGAUUUCAUGACCAUGGACGAAGUAAUGAAAAUCCUCAUCUUCCUCUGUCUCCUCUUCUGGCCCAGAAUCUUUGCCGCGCCGCUCUCAGGUCACCACACCUCAACAGAGCACAUCGUUAUUAUCGACAAAGACCACCCAACACGGCCUCGCAUCACCGAUGUGCUACGAAAAGUCGGUUUGCACGAAGCUCACCCUAACAUCAAGCACAUCUACUACAACUCCGCCUUCCACGGCUUCGCCGCCACUAUCCCCACCACCCACGUGGACAUACUUGGCCAUAUGCCAGAGAUCACCCUCGUCGAACAAACCACCUCCAUAAACACCGCCUCCAUUCUCAUCCCCGAAUCUGGCGCCUUCGACACCCGUAACAGCGCUCCCUGGGGCCUCCAACGCAUCUCCACGCCCUCCUCCGUCGCCGGCGACCCAAGCAACCUCAACUUCACCUACGCCUUCGGCAACGCAAAUCUCGGCGCAAACGCCGACAUCUACAUCAUCGACACCGGCAUCUACACCGCGAACAACGUCUUCGGCGGCCGCGCGGAAAUGCUGUGGUCCUUCGACGGCAACCUCAACGACACCGACGGCCACGGCACGCACGUCUCCGGCAUCGCAGGCGGUGCGGUCCUCGGCGUCGCCUCGAACGCCAACAUCUUCGGUCUGAAAGCCCUCGACGGGAGCGGAGGCGGUACAACCUCCGACGUCAUCAAAGCCAUCGAUCUGGUGGUCCGACGGCACGAAACCCGCCGCGCAACAAACUGCACCACCGGCUCCGUAAUCUCCAUGUCCCUCGCCUCGACGGGCGUGGUCCAGUCCUUGAACCACGCAAUUUACGCCGCCGCUACAAAGGCCAAAAUCCACUCCGUAGUCGCAGCAGGCAACAACGCAGGCAGCCCAAACGCCUGCUCCAUCUCGCCCGCCAGCGCAGGCGGCACCAACGGCCCGGCACUCAGCGUGGGCGCGAUAGACAUCACCUCCUCCCCCGCGAGCUUCACAAACUACGGCGCGUGCGUCGAUCUGUUCGCGCCGGGCGUCGAUGUCAUUAGUUCGUGGAUUGGGGCUCCGGAUCGGGUGGCGAGUUUGGAUGGAACGUCGAUGAGUACGCCGCAUGUUACGGGGCUGGUGGCGUAUGCGAUGGCGAACGAGACGCUGGCGGGCGAUCCGUGGGCUAUGAAGGAGUAUAUUCGCGGGACGGCGGUGGAGGUGCGGGGUGGGGUUUUGGUGGCAAAUAAUGGGGUGUUGAGUGAUGGGUAAGUGGCUGUCAAGUUCAAUGCUGUGCGUUGAAUCUUUCCAUGGCGCGACAAACAUGCCUUUCACGGGGGGAAGAUUUUCUGAAGAAGCCAAGAUUUCUAUA